[Torrubiella] hemipterigena is the source of this 372-nucleotide messenger RNA. Lineage: Eukaryota; Fungi; Ascomycota; Sordariomycetes; Hypocreales; Clavicipitaceae. The record is from the annotation of a GenBank genome assembly.
AUGGCUACAGAAGCUGCCGAUGUCAAGAUGGACUCGCCGCCCGCAAUUCCCGACGACGAGCCCAAGUACGGCGGCUACUCGAGAUUCGAGAUUGAACUCGAGUUUGUUCAAUCGCUAGCGAAUCCCUUCUACCUCAACCAUCUCGCGUCACAGAAGCUCCUCUCACAACCGGCUUUCAUUGCCUACUUGGCCUAUCUUCAGUACUGGAGCACCCCGCCAUAUCUAAAGUACCUGACGUAUCCGGGACCGACGCUGAAACAUCUCGAAUUACUACAAACAGAGAGAUUCCGAACAGAGAUAAUGAGCCCGGACCUGGUGCAGGCCCUGGUGGAAGGCGGCAUGAAGGCUGCUGUAGACUGGCACCGCGAAUGA